Molecule: messenger RNA, 3364 nt
Organism: Toxoplasma gondii ME49
Lineage: Eukaryota; Apicomplexa; Conoidasida; Eucoccidiorida; Sarcocystidae
Product: O-acetylserine (thiol) lyase 2, putative
Exons: 9
Coding region: 1218-2975 (585 amino acids)
Cellular component (GO): cytoplasm
Molecular function (GO): cysteine synthase activity
Source: RefSeq, a predicted model, not a curated record
CCUUCCUCGGGACGCCGUACUCAGGAGUCUAGCUUAAGGUACCAUCAAGCAUACGCCCGCGUACGCGAGCCUGUCUUCGACUGUAGGCCUCAAUCUGGAGACAUCGACCUGCACAUUCCUAUCCCUCCGUAUUUCUUCGCCAACGCAGGCCACACAAGCCUGGCUGACGAAGAAACACCCAAGCGUGAAGCACCGGGUUAGUCAGGGGAACUGCGCGUUGGCCCUUCUAGAUGUUCUACGUCUUUUUCACUCAGGAUAUUUACCGAAAAUACGCACUUCCAGCUAGACGCCAUGCCAUGAUUGCGGCCAGUCAACUCCAGUCUCUUCUUCGUCUGAGUCCGCUGCCAUAUUUGUCACCGUUCACAUUUCUCCCAGUUGAUUUCGUCACUCCUACUCUACAUAUUUACUUUUUUUUCUUCAGUUGCAAUGUUGAGUUACUUUAUGAGGCAUCCUCCUACGGACAGACUCAGGUUUUCAUCAAUUCUCCGUUUGGGGUUCUUUCCGGUUUGCCUCAUUUCUACUGACACGCCUCACUACGCUGUUAUUUUUCGUUCUGUUGUCUUCCCUGAAACGCGCUUCUCACUGGGGCAUUGUCGCAUUGCACGAGGUUUGAUGUUACCUUUCUAAGAGUACACAGAGUGUCGUUCACUUGGUUUUCCUGCUGCCUUCCAGAUAGGAAUAAAUUAAUGCACAGAUGGUAACGAGCUCGACUGACACAUUGAUCAUUGCGAGUGAAGCUGUUUUUUCAACUUCCUUGCGUAUCCCAGAUCGAAACACGUUUUGCGCACUGAGGGAACCUUCUUGCCCUCCCGUUUCUCGUGCAAAGUAUCUCCCACGCCUCCCGUUACCAUGUCAACAGAUUAUCCUCGGAUAACAACCAAUUUUCUCCGUGUUACCCGCUGAAGUUCGCUCCUGCUUUUGAUGAUCGGUGACCUGCUCUCCAGAUGAUCCGGGCGCGUACAGUCUUGUGGCAGCUGGUCAUCGAAGUCGCUUCCCAAGCUUUGUUUCCUUUGGGGCACUCCCGUCGUACUGACUAGAAUCAGGCUUUGGGGUUUUGUUGUCGUAGUCAAUUUUUGUCGGACUGCAGUCUGAUGCGGUUCUCUGCUCUCCGUAGGACACUUGCUAGUCGAGUUCUUUCUUUCCUUUGAGUUCGUCUCCCACUGACAGGGGCUGACGUCGGUUUAUUACUGGAACGUCUACAGGGGCUUCUCUCUGCGAUGACCGUUUUUCCACUGCUUCCACCCAAAACCGGAAAGAUGUCGCUUCGGUCAGCCCUUCCCACGUUUUCAUUUACCCCGAGGGUUCUCCUCUGGCAGCACCGUGUUUUUCCGCGACCUUCUAUUUCCCAGUCCAGCUCACGGAUUUCUGCUGGCCUCUAUGGUGCAUCUUGCAUGCCAACCGGGUCCGUUUCACUCUCAACUCCUGUCACAGUCUCGAGCGAAAUGCCGCGUUUGCAGCUCCAGAAGAAUCCAUUCCGAGAGGUUCCUCAAGCUGGGAAUGAACUCGGGUUUUUAUCACAACCGCGUUCUCCAUUAAACGGUGUCGCCUUCGAGAAAGUUCUAGCACUGUUUGCAGGAACACUCGAAUCAAGAAUCGCCCCCAGUAGAAAUCCCCCUUUCCUCGUGGACAAGAAAACGUUCACGUCAACGAGGAAACAGUCGUCUGAGGCAAAUCAGCCAGGGAACCAGACCGCCGCAACUAGACAGCCUACCGGCAGAAGUGAAAACCGACAGGAAAAUCGAAUGCAAGAAAACAAUUUGCGUUCCGCUGAGCAAAGCACAAUUUCGUCGCCCGAGCCAGGAAAUCCCAACUUCAGCCGUGGUGCCCUGGCGGCCGGAAAGAGAAGAAGAGAAAGGACCUCGGCCCUCCGAGUUUGCGAAAAUUUCCUCGAUGCCGUGGGCAUGACGCCUCUGAUCUAUUUGAGACGUGCAAGUCAAGAGACGCAUUGCGACAUUUUCGCCAAAUGUGAAUUUAACAACCCAGGAGGCUCUGUCAAAGACAGGCCGGCCAAAUACAUCCUUGAACAGGCUGAGAAAGAAGGACGCCUGGGUGGAUCACAAAACUGGAUUGUCGAAGGCUCUGCAGGCAACACGGCGAUCGGCCUCGCACUCGCCUCCAAGCCCCGAGGUUAUCGCGUCGUCUGUGUCAUUCCAGACACACAGACGCAAGACAAAAAGGAUAUGCUCAAAGUGUGCGGCGCCUUGGUUGUGGAGGUUCCUUUCCAUAAGGUUUGGCACCCUGACCACUUUGUCGCUUUUUCGGGACGGCUUGCUUCAGUCAUGAAUGCAUGCUGGGGGAACCAGUUCGACAAUCUGGCCAACCAGCUUUCCCACUACGAGACAACCGGCCCGGAAAUCUGGGAUCAGAUGGACGGCCGCAUCGACGGUUUUGUGUCUGCCGCGGGGACAGGCGGAACUGUGUCUGGGGUUUCUCGCUACCUCCGUUCUCAGCAUCCUGAAAUUCAGAUCGCUCUUGCCGACAUCCCCGGAUCUGCCCUUUAUCGCUAUUUCACAGAGGGCGUGCUCCGAGCAGAAGGUGCCUCUGUGGUGGAAAAUAUCGGUCAGGGACGAAUCACCGGUCAGCUCCAAGACUUUCGUCCGGAUGUUGCAUUCGAAAUUUCCGAUGUUGAAUCGCUGACUUGGACACACUCUCUCCUUGAGGAUGAGGGCCUAGCUGUCGGCAUGAGUAGCGGAGUAAAUGUGGCAGCCGCAGUUCGACUCGCUAAGCGCCUGGGCCCCGGGCACCGCAUCUGCACAAUUUUGUGCGACUCUGGUACGCGAUAUGCAAAGAAGCAGUGGAACAUUUCUUUCUUGAGAGAGGAAGGACUGCCUUAUCCUCGUCUGCUCGCGGAUCAGAAACGCGAGAUGAGUGCCAUCAUGGAGGCGAUACAUGUGGCAUAUGCGCCUCAGCACGUUGUGGAAAGAAUCGAGAAAGAACACGAAAACGACAUCUCCGCUCCUGGAAGCAAGCUGUAAGCUCUCUGUAUCUACACGCGGACCCCCACAGCCACUGCGACACACCAAGAGACACACAUGCGCACCUGUUUCUUGACUAUUUACGCAAGCACAAACAUGUGGAAGACACAAACGACUUACUUUUUGCGGCAAUCGUGCGUGUCUGCCUUCCCCCGCGUGUGCCGAAACAUGAAAGGGGUCCUUGGCAUGCAUCCUUGCCUUCUCUCCGUUCUACCUCUAAAAAACAGUCUUCUUCGUUUCUCGACUCAUUCCGAUUCACCUGCCUGGCAACAUCUGCAUGCGUCCGUAUUGAGAGACAGCAAAUGCGCUGUUCGUGGAUAUAAACAGGUGUGUUAAACGGACAUAUCAACUUCAGCAAAGUGCAGGCAGGCGUCCAACGCGCGCCGCCC